This is a messenger RNA of Trypanosoma brucei brucei TREU927, 1638 nucleotides long. RefSeq lists its product as hypothetical. Gene Ontology annotation, cellular component: membrane. Gene Ontology annotation, biological process: transmembrane transport. Gene Ontology annotation, molecular function: transmembrane transporter activity. Lineage: Eukaryota; Euglenozoa; Kinetoplastea; Trypanosomatida; Trypanosomatidae. The record is from RefSeq and is a predicted model, not a curated record. The transcript has a single exon. The coding region runs from base 1 to 1638 and encodes 545 amino acids.
AUGUGCCAAACUUUAACUACGGACGGUCUGUCAGGUGAGGUGAGGCCCGCUUUCACUGAAGAGGAACAAAAUCCCAACAGAUGCAGCGAUGACUCCGGUGAUGGCGUCAAUUCAAUGGAAACUCGAAUGAAGGGAGAUCCAUGGCGUUUUGCUGUUGCUGCUAUAUUUUGCCUAUUGUCCAUUUCAAAUGCCAUGCAGUGGAUUGCAUUUGCUUCAAUAUUCGAUGAAACACGUACCUAUUUCAAUAUGACUGCCGUGCAAGUGAACUACCUUGCAACAACAUACGUCAUCGCUUACGUUGUUGCUGUGUUCCUCAGUUGUAAGUUGUUUGAGGUAACUGGACUAAAAGCGGGAAUCCUUAUUGCGGCGACAGCCAAUGCUAUUGGUGCAAGUAUUAAACUUGUUGCAGUGUAUGCAUGGCCACAUAUGAUUCUUUUGUUUCUCGCCCAGGCCUUUAACUCUGUAACAGAAAUUCUCACGAUUGCAACCCCGCCACUCAUUGCUAAUCGAUGGUUUCCCGUGGAGGAACGUGUGGCCGCCAACGCUGUAAUGACCAUUUGUCUCAAUGUAGGUUGUGGUUUGGGUGCAUUAAUUCCCGUUUUCUUCGUUAGUCCUGAGAAACAGGAACAGCGCCACUUUGCUGCUCUCUUUUGGUUUCAAUUUGGUCUAUGUGCCGGCACGUUUGCACUUACCUUUAUUAUUCCCCAGCUCCCACGGCAAUCACCAAGCUACGCUGCUGACAGACAACAGAAAAUGGAGGCGAAACGUUUGAGAACCUUACGUGAACGCCAGAACCGUCAAAGUGGUGCCGGAGCUCCCGCUGAAACGCAACCACCACUUGAAGUAGUAGAGGAUGAUAGACUAAAUAUGUAUGACGAUGAUGAUGUCGAGUCUGUCGCAGAACCCAUCAAUGUCUUCUCCACGCUGGGGGACACUUUCCGAGCGAUGAGAACUAAUUCCUCCUUUGUUUUUCUCUCAAUUGCAAGCGCCGCAGAACUCGGUCUCAUUUGGUCCGUGGCGACGGUGCUUCCGCAGUGCCUUGUGCCAUUUGGUGUAACUGGAUCCGAAUCGGGGUGGAUAAGUUUCCUGAAUCUUGUACUUGGCAGUGUUAUAGCCCCAAUUGUCAUGCAUUACUUUGGCCAAAAUUGGAGGCACAAGCAGUCACUGCUUGUUAUCUCUAUCAUACUUGUUGUAAAUGUUUGCGCUUUGUGCCUUUGCUACUAUUUUGGUCCUUCUGGCGACGACCACCGUAUUUACUAUGUCGUAGUUGUAUUCCUUCUUUGGGGUGGAGUAGCCGGGCUUUGCCAAAACUUCAUGUUGCCCAUCAUGUUUGAUUUCGUUGUUGAGUUAACUUUCCCUAUGAGGGAGUCCACAAGCGCACCAGUACUGACGUGGGCGGCAUGUUUGUCUAAUUUGGUGUUGACCGUAGUUUUUGGUGAAGUGCUUGGGGAGAAUCCUACGCGAACUGAUUCAGCAAAGGUGCUUCUGGGAACCGUCAUUGUGUGUAUUAUCGGAUGCGUUGCGCUCGUGUUGGUUCGCCCUCUCAAGAGGAGGGAGGAAUUUGAACAUCGUAUGGAAGAGUUGGAUCGUGCGGCAUUGCAACUUCCGCAAGAUGCCUCACACGAGAGAGUCAGAUGA